CCGCGCCGGAGCCACGCUCCAGACCGGCCACCGCUCCGAAGCGAGCCCGAAUCCGCCCUCUGUCAGGAGUUGCAGUUCGUCUCCGAUCCCCUUGGGAUUUAAACCUUCUUGCGUAUAUAUAUAUAUAUCUAUAUCUAUAUAUAUAUAUAAUUUUUCCCCCCUUCCUCCUCCUCCUUUUUCUCCCGUGCAAAGUGGAGAAGGAACUGCACUAAGGCAGCCCGCGAGAUCUCGCAAUAUUGCUCCUAUUUAUCACUGCUAUUAUUCGUAAUUAAUUAUUAUUUUUAACCUCGCACCAGCCGGGGAGGGGAGCGGGACCAUUCCCGGCAGCAGAAACAUUGCGAUCCGUAUCAAUAAAGAUUUUUAAAUUUUUUUUACCCCCCCUUUUUGAGAGAGGGGAUCGGGUGGAGGUUGAGCGCAGCGGGGUGGGGGGAGGCUGGCAGCCAGCGCCGGCCCCCGGUCCCGGUCCCGGUGGCGGAGCGGGAGGCCGCGGCGGCGGGGGGAGGCGGGCCCCGGCGCCGCCCGCCGAGAGGGGGGCCAGCCGCCCCAGACAGGUGAUGGGCGUUUCGGCUGCGCUCCGGAUCGACUCCUUGGGUUUCACUUUGGUCUGAUCUAAGCAAAUAUGCAGAAGUACCGGCUGGUCUAGUCCUAAGAGCCAAGAGGAGCGAGCGAGAGCGGCGGGAAGGAGAACGGCCGCGCUCCCGUAGCGAGGGGAACAUACAAACAGCGGCCGCGCCGCGAUUCAAGCACCGCCGCCCCGAGGCAGCCCCGACCCGCCCUGGAUGCGGAGCACCCCCGAGCCGCCCCGCCGCCUUUCCCCUGAGGGAUGGUACUGAAUCUCUGCGCGGCAGGAGCCGGCCUGCAGCUCCUCUCCAUCAGCGUUGCCUUCCCUCCGUGUCUAAAGUGCACUAGACCGCGAUGAGGACCUGGGCUUGCGUUUUGCUGAUAGGUUUUGGCUACCUGUCCUUUACCUUUUCCGAGGAGGCCGAGAUCCCGCAAGAGCUGAUCGAGCGGCUGGCGCACAGCGAGAUCCACAGCAUCCGCGACUUGCAGCGCCUCCUGGAGAUUGACUCCGUAGGAUAUGAUGAUGUUUCAGAAACAAACUUGAGAUCUUACAGUGUUCAUUCUGCUAAACAUGUGCAAGAGAAUCGUCCUGUGCCCAUUCGCAGAAAAAGAAGCAUUGAGGAAGCUAUCCCAGCUGUCUGCAAAACACGGACGGUUAUAUACGAGAUACCUCGGAGUCAGAUUGAUCCCACCUCUGCCAACUUCCUGAUAUGGCCACCCUGUGUGGAAGUGAAACGUUGCACUGGCUGCUGCAACACCAGCAGUGUGAAAUGCCAGCCCUCACGGAUACAUCACAGAAGUGUCAAGGUGGCAAAAGUGGAAUAUGUUAGAAAAAAGCCAAAAUUAAAAGAAGUUCUGGUGAGAUUAGAAGAGCAUAUGGAAUGCACCUGUACAUCAUCAAAUACUAAUUCAGAUUAUAGAGAAGAAGAAACUGAUUAACAGGUAUUUAUUGGGAGUAGUAUGAUAGAAGCAAAGAUUUUCUAAAAUUCAACUUUAAAAGUGAGCAUGUAAACUCAAUCAAAACAGCCUUUAGAACUUCUUGUCCCAGGUUAGUGACUCUUCACGCAGAACAGUUUUUUUAAAGUCAUCUACUUAGAGGAUAGGACCUUUGAUUCUAAUCACAGAGUUAUUGUAUCUUUUUUCUCUCCUGCAGAUGUAAGGUGAAAAUAAGCUAGGAAAAAAACUUCUCUCUGGGACAUGGAUGUACAUGGUUUGUUACAUUCCUGAACCUACUAUGUAUGGUGCUUAUUGACUGUAUACUUUAUUUGUUCUCCUAUGUGAAAAAACUGGCUCAAAAGAACACUUAAUGAGAACAAAGAGACAAUGUACAUUUGUUUAAUGUGACAUCAAAGCAAGUAUUGUAGCACUCUGUGAAACAAUAGGAAGCUUCCCUGUCCAAAAAAGAAAAACAGAAAAGAAAAAGAGACAGUUGAAUGAAUGGAGGAUACCAAAAGUACUCAAAAACAUGACAAAAAUCUAAGUGAAUAGUGGAUUUCUGUCAGAGCAGUCAACGGUGCUUUACGUCAAGAAAUGUGCCUGCGUUCUUGAUGAAGAUGGAUGGACACUGGUGGACUUCAGGCACAAAAAAAGCAGGAAUGUAUGAAAUGAUCAAAUGCCACGCAAACACCAUAGAACAAUACAUCCUUGCUUGGUGGUGUUUUAAAAGUCUAUACAAAAAAAAAACAACCUUCUGGGGAGCCUUAAGUGGAAUUUUUUUUUUUUUUUUUUUUACACCAUAAAGUGAUUAUUAAGUUUUCUUUUUACUCUUUGCCUAGCUUUUUAUUAUCUCUUGGACUACAUUUGCCAAUAACACAUAUAAAAGACUGGUAUAACAAGCAGAACACAAAACAUUAUGGUAUUUCUCCUAGUGGGAUGCAAACUAAUGAGAUGUAUUAAAAUAAAAAUGGUAUACCUAUGCAUAAUUUUCUAGACGUUUCUUGGUUUAUGUUCCCCAACCUCCCCCGUAAUUUAAAGCAUUACAUAAAAAGAAAAAAAAAAGAGAAAAAAAGAGAGAUGUGCGUAAACAAAUCAUAGGAUAUCCAUGCAAAAAUCCUUUUCUUUUCCUUUAAGACUUAUGCCAGUUGCCUACUAGUGAUAUUGUGUUAGCAAUUGUCAUUCUUAUCAGUAUACAGAUACUUUUAUUUCACAUGUUGGAGCUGUGUGAAAUGUACAAAUUCUUGUAUCUGCAUUGUAUAAUGUCAUGGUGGCAUGGGAACUACCUUGCUGCAAAUAUUUGAACAGAACCUAAAAUUCUUUAUUUUUGGUAAUAAUGUUAUGCUUUAUGUGUAUUCAACAGAAAUAUGUGUUUUUGUAAAGGUGAAGUUUGUAUUUUUAUCUAAAAAUUAACAGUUUUAUAUACCUGAGAAAGCCUGCUAUGUUUUCUUGAACCAAAAAAAAAAAAAGAAAAAAAGAGAAAAAAAGCAUUUUGUGGUCAUAUUUUUGUAGUAGAAUAGCCCAAAUAACAUCAAAAUCUAUUUUAACUAUAGCAGGGCAGAUAAAAUACUCUGGCACCAGCUCCUACGUUUUCAAAGUGCCAAAGGAUUAAAUGUUCAGUUCCCCAUGAAUUGCAGUGGGAGCCACAUGGCUAAAUCCUUCUUGCUUUGGAAAUGUAGGGCUGUGCCAGAUAUGACAUGGCUACUCACUUGGCCAAAAUCACUGCCCCACCCCAGUAGUUUGGAUUAUGUACCCUUUGUUUUAUUUGGAUUAUCACAUUGGAUAUGUAAAAUGAACUACUGGAUUCUUUUAUUUGUGAAACAUCUACAAAGAGAUGAAAGAGUUUUCUUAGUUUGGAAUGACAAAAAAGUUUGUCUUGAAGACUGUUUCCACUCUAAUAAAAAAUAUCUUAAAACAUGAAUGAACUGCAGAACCUUAAAACGACAAAAGAGAGAUUUUUGACCUUUCAUUUUCUUUAAAUAUAGUUCAGACUUUCCCCUCCUCUUCCUGUAGCUAUGUCCAAUUUCAACCAAACAAAGCAGCAUUGGCUAACAGGUGUCAUCGGCUUCAGAUGCUAAUGCAGAGAUAGAGUUAGUCACCGUUCUAUUUUGUGAGCAUUUUUCCCAGUGUAUUUGUUGAGCACCAAAACUGGAAGUACAUUUAACUAAGAUUGUCUGUGCUUGUUUUCCACUAAGUGUACUGUUCACAAUGUUAUGCACAUGAAUGUAUGUGUCUGCGUUUAAAAAAAAGUGUAUAAAAUGUAAUUUAUAUAUUUAUGUUUCGGUGGGAUGCCAAUAAUGUUGCUCCGUUCCUUUUUUGUCUAAAAGAUAUCUAAUGGAAAAAAACCAUAUAUCCAUUAAAAUCAUGUAGAUGAAAAGCAUUAUGUGACCCACUCAGACACUGUGCAGGUAUGAAAGGAUGUCAAAAGUCACUUCAGUGGAAUAAUUUGCAAAACAACUUCUUGAGAGUCCUGUGAUUGCACUGGCAUAAGAAGGUUGCGUUCAGAUCUGCGGGCCAGUUUCCCUGGAGUAGCUCCAUUGAGUAUAAUGGAGCUCUCCUGAUGUACAUCACAAGUGAGUCUGGCCCCACAGUAAAGUCUUGGAAAAAAAGCCAGCUGAGAGGCAUGCAUUUUAUUGGUGCCAGCAAAUAAAUGUGUUAUGCCAAAUUCAGAAAACCAGGAGAGAAUGAAGACUGAAUGGAGUCUUUUCCAGUAGUCGUUUGUUUGAGACUUGUAGUCUCUAGUUAAUUUUGUUACCAGGAAUGAAACGCACAUGAGUCUUUGUUCUCAAGCACAGUGUUUAUACGGUGUGCAGCAGAAACCAAAAAUCUCAGGGCUAUGUUCUCAGCUAGUAUAAAUUGGCAAAUGUUUUUGACUUCAGCCGCCCCUAAGCUAAUUUACAUCAGAUGAGAAUCCAGUCCAUGGUUUUUAAAAUACAAGGAGUAGUGUCACGACGUGAGCAUCACUUACUGUAGCCCAGAUGAGAUACUACCUAUCAGCCUUUUGAAAUUACAGGCUAUGGUAUCAAUCUUUUUUCUUCUAAGUGGCAAAUACAACCAGAAGGAAGAGUAACAUUAAAGGUUGUGACACAGGAGACAUUAAUUCAAAGUUAAGUUGGACAUUUCAAGGGCCAUAUCCUCAGCUGGUGUAAAUCACCAUCACUCCAUUGCCUGCAAUGGAGCUGUACCAGCUUACACCACUUGAGGGGCUGGUCCCUCAUUCUUGCUCAUCCCUUUCACUACUUGGUCCUGCAGGGAUCUCAGAUUGUUGUGUACGGUUAAUGUAAUCCUGUGUUCUCUAAUACUUAAGCACAAUAAGUGAAUAUAAGAAUGAGUGUCAGACUUAACUUUGAAUGUCCAAGCUCUGAAAUGGUUUGUUUCACCAUUGUGGCUGUAAAUUAAACAGUUCUCUGUGCAUUUGUGAAUGCUGUGUGAUAUCUUCUUCCACUGUCUACUGGAGGUGGACUCUAUAUGGACUUCUAAAGUGCUGCAUUUGGAGUGUUACAGGGAAGGGGGUGAACAAUUGGAGCUUCCAGAUACCUGAUUGGCAGCUCUGUGAUUUUGAGAUGGGGGACUAGUAGGGGGCUUAACGAAGGAGCUGAAGAUGGUAGUCGUCGUAAGUCACAUUUCCAUGCAAUCCUUUAACACCUUGUUGCUUUUGUCCUUGCACAUACUAGGGAGAGAUUUGGGAAUAAAACUUUUCUGUUUCA
This is a messenger RNA of Strigops habroptila (Kakapo), 5201 nucleotides long. It is a transcript of the gene PDGFA, whose product is annotated as platelet derived growth factor subunit A. Lineage: Eukaryota; Metazoa; Chordata; Aves; Psittaciformes; Psittacidae. The transcript has 6 exons. Gene Ontology annotation, cellular component: membrane. The coding region runs from base 916 to 1500 and encodes 194 amino acids. Gene Ontology annotation, biological process: positive regulation of protein autophosphorylation; positive regulation of cell population proliferation; platelet-derived growth factor receptor signaling pathway. Gene Ontology annotation, molecular function: growth factor activity; platelet-derived growth factor receptor binding. The record is from RefSeq and is a predicted model, not a curated record.